CCCGCCCCAGGCAGCGCCCAUGUCCCCGCGGUCGUCGGGACGAUGCUGUUCUCCCUGCGGGAGUUGGUGCAGUGGUUGGGCUUUGCCACCUUCGAGAUCUUCCUGCAUGGCCUGGCCCUGCUGGCCUUCUCGGUGCUCCUCGUCCUGAAGGUGGACGGCGAGGCCUCGGCGCUCUCCUGGUGGGUCGUCUUCGUCCCCUUCUUCGCCGCCGACGGCCUCAGCACCUACUUCACCACCAUCGUCUCGGUGCGGCUCUUCCAGGACGGUGAGAAGCGCCUGGCCGUGCUGCGGCUCUUCUGGAUCCUCACCAUCCUCAGCCUCAAGUUCGUCUUCGAGAUGCUGCUGUGCCAGAAGCUGGUGGAGCACACCCGGGAGCUCUGGUACGGGCUCAUCAUGUCGCCUGUCUUCAUCCUCCUCCAGCUGCUCAUGAUCCGAGCCUGCCGGGUGAACUGACGGCGAGGGAGCGGGCUCCGGAUCGCUGCCCUCACCCCGGCCGGGGAUGUGCCUGGCUCACGGGGGAGGUCUGGACUCGUAGCGACGGUCAUCGGGCUUUUCCCCUUCUUUAUUUCUGUACAGAGUGGUAGGCAGAAGGUUACACAGGUCCGGUGCUAUGAGAGGAAGGGUCUGUAAUUAAGCACGCUGCUGUGUUGUAUAGCAUCAUAUUUCUUCAAAAGAUCCUUUCGUGCCGCAUCGUUUUUUCAGUUCACUCAGCUGUUAGUGUUAGUCUUAAAGUAUCCGGACCUGCAGGCACUGUUUGAUAUGCUGGUUAUUUUAUUUUAAAAUAAAAAUGCAUGGAAGGAUUAGUUUUA
Molecule: messenger RNA, 809 nt
Organism: Gavia stellata (red-throated loon)
Lineage: Eukaryota; Metazoa; Chordata; Aves; Gaviiformes; Gaviidae
Gene: TMEM203
Product: transmembrane protein 203
Exons: 1
Coding region: 43-453 (136 amino acids)
Biological process (GO): intracellular calcium ion homeostasis
Cellular component (GO): endoplasmic reticulum
Source: RefSeq, a predicted model, not a curated record